Molecule: messenger RNA, 2737 nt
Organism: Vanessa atalanta (red admiral)
Lineage: Eukaryota; Metazoa; Arthropoda; Insecta; Lepidoptera; Nymphalidae
Product: synaptic vesicle glycoprotein 2C-like
Exons: 10
Coding region: 398-1924 (508 amino acids)
Biological process (GO): transmembrane transport
Cellular component (GO): membrane
Molecular function (GO): transmembrane transporter activity
Source: RefSeq, a predicted model, not a curated record
CAUUAUAAUAAUUAAUCAAAUACAACAUCUGCUUUGUCACUAAGGAAAUAUUUGACCGAUAAUCUUGCGCAUGCCCGUCGAACCGUUAUUUUUCAACUUAAACCGGUAUUCGAAGUAGCCAAAGCUCAGACAUGACGUUUAAUUAACAUAUUUCUAACCAAUAAAAACUCGUUUCGGACAAGCCGCUACUUCGCGUCGGGUUAAAUUUGAGAGAUAAGGAAUUGUCGAUAAAAAGAGAUCCAGAAUUGUGAUUUAAUACAAAGUUAUCAUUCAACACAUAUGCAUAUUAACAAAUGUAUUUAAUUGCGUAUUAUCACUCGCUUGAAACACUCGUCUUUGUGAAAAAUAGUAAGCCGGUGAUACUGUAAUAUGACAAAAUAUUGAUUGGGAAUAAAAAAUGGUGAAAAAUACAAUUGACACAGUUUCUGAAACAAUAGAAAAUGAGGAUAAUGCAGUGGAUUUGGAUCAAGCACUUUCUGUAGCCGGCAUUGGCUGGUAUAACAUACGAUACAGUUUGGCCUUAGCCCUCUUCCUUAUAUCUGCGAUUAUAGAUCCGGUCGGCUAUUCGUAUUUGCUCCCAGCCGCCAAAUGUGAUCUACAGAUGACAGACGCGCAGCGUGGAGUCAUCGGCUCUAUCCCAUAUAUUGGUGUAGUUGCUACUUCAUUUCCAUGGGGAUAUCUUGUAGAUACUAAAGGAAGAAAAAAGACAGUUGUAUAUAGCUCACUAGCAGCCGGUUUAUUUGGUGUGAUCGCUGCUUUUAUGCCUGAUCUCACUAGUUUUACGAUUUUCAAACUUCUCUCAGCUUUUUGUAUAGCAUGUCCAGCCUCAGUGCCGUAUUCUUUUAUUGGGGAAAUUUUACCUCAAAGAUACAGAGAUAUUACACUAUCAAUAACAAAUGCCAUGCAGAUAUCGGGAUCGGCUUUGGUGCCAUUACUAGCAUGGGCAAUACUACCACUCGAUUUCAGAAUUGACUUUGGUUUAUACUAUUUCCGACCCUGGAGGCUACUUACGAUGAUAUAUUCAAGCUUUUUUAUCUUAAGUGCAAUACUUAUGUCGUUUGGCCCGGAGAGUCCGAAGUACCUCAUUUCACAAGGCAGACAUGACGAAUCAUUGGAAGUAUUAAGAACUAUAUACUCUGGAAACAAAAGAAAACCCGCAGCUGAUUAUCCGGUGAAAAGGUUGAAAUUACCCGAACAGGACAAACAAAAGCAAACUUUUCUCAAUUCAUUAGUACAACAAACAAUACCGUUGCUCAGACCGCCCUAUUUGAAGUGGUUUAUACUAAAUGGCACUUUAUUGUUCGGAAUAUUUGCCACUCUAAAUGGCCUGUACAUGUGGAUACCAGAUAUCCUUAACAGAGUACUCACCGGAGACAGUGCCGAUCUUACCGCCUGCGAAGUAAUUGCUCAACGGCUUAAUGAGACAUCUUCAGAAAACGCACAAUGUAACGAUUCCAUUGAUUCUAUGACAUUUGUGAUUAACACAAUUGCCAAUUUUUGUUGCGCCUUCAUUGCUCUCGGAUUCAGUAGCACUGUAAAAAUUCUGGGAAAGAAAACAUUACUGGUCCUAGUUUAUAUGGUGAUAGGAAUAUUCUGUGUACUUAUAAAUUUCGUUACACAAGACACAAUAUUUGCGAUAUUACUGUCGUCGUUACCUAUCACUGGGCUUGCAAUAGGCCCAAUAAAUGCUUAUGCUGUUGAAAUAUUUCCAACUAAUUUAAGGGGUAUGGCUAUUGGUCUUACGAUGAUGGUUGGUAGAUCGGGUUCCAUUGUGGGUACGAAUGUUGCUGGCCUCCUGAUUAACGCCAUCUGCGAGCUAACUUUCUACAUCUUUGGAGGGAUGUUAAUACUUUGUGGCCUACUUUCGCUGUUGCUACCGAGGUCACGGAUAGAACCUAGACCAGCCAAAAAUAUGCCUUUAUAAUUUACUAGUGGCGGACUAACAGGGAGGCGGUAUGGGCCUCCAGUCUUGGGGCCCCAAAUGCAUCCGCGUGAUCAAAUCCUAAACAAGACUUUAAAAAUUAGCUUAGUAUCUACAUAAUUUCUUGAAGAUCAAAACGCGACACUACAGCCAUCUAGACUUUUUAUACAUAAAUAUAUAUAUAUGCUUUUAUUAUAAGCUGGGGGGGGGGCUUUCACCUUUGCCACCCCGGGCCUCUGACGGGCUUAGUCCGCUAUUAUAAUUUACUUUCGAAAAUCUCGUUAUUGUUAAGUUACUGUUUACGAAUAACGAUAUUAAUAUUAUAUACUUCUAAAUUUAAAUAUGUUGACUUGAUCAUAGAGAAAUGAUAGAAUUGCAUUACAUUAAUGUCAUUUUUACAUUCACAAUUUUUAACGAUCACUAUUUUCAUAUCAAAAGUAUAGCAGUUUUGUAGUGUAGAAUUUCUACCUGUGAAACUUUAUGUAUAUGAUUACAAUAUUAUUUUGAUAUUCGACUUAUAAAAACCGUUACAGAUAUUGAUUUCUCGCACGCCAUCUAGGUUAAACAGCUGAACAUACGGCUUAGUUUUAUAUACGUAUUAAAUCUUAAAAAUCCUUAAUUACUCAAACAUAUUUGUCAAUAAAUAGAAUAAGUGAUAAAAAAACCUUGUGAUAUUUUUAUGUACUUACGUUAGUUUAAGACAGAUACGUUAUAAUAUUCUAAUGAUAUAAAGUUCUGUUCAAGAUCCUGUGAGGCGAAAGAAUGUCAGACAGCUCUAUGAUUUGCUUUUUCGUAAAUCGUACCUAAUUUUAUUUU